Lactuca saligna is the source of this 1650-nucleotide messenger RNA. The record is from the annotation of a GenBank genome assembly. NCBI's taxonomy places the organism in Eukaryota, Viridiplantae, Streptophyta, Magnoliopsida, Asterales, Asteraceae.
AUGGGAAGCUGUAGACAUCAUUUAUGGCAAGCUAUUAGAGCAUCAUCUGCAGCUCCAUAUUAUCUCGAUGAUUACACUGAUGGUAUAUUCCGGUGGCAAGAUGGUGCGAUUGUUGCAAACAACCCUACUAUUUUUGCAAUACGAGAAGCACAACUGUUAUGGCCAGAUGCAAAAAUUGACACCUUAGUUUCAGUUGGUUGUUGUUCUGUUCCAACUAAGCUUCGAAAAGGUGGGUGGCGUUAUUUGGAUACUGGCCAAGUGUUGGUUGAAAGUGCAUGUUCAGUUGAGAGGAUCGAACAUAUGUUAGGCACAUUGCUCACCAUGAUUCCUGAUAUUCAGUAUUUUCGAUUCAAUCCAGUGGAUGAACGUUGUGAUAUGGAGUUGGAUGAGACUGAUCCUACCAUAUGGCUUAAAUUGGAAGCAGCUACUAAUGAUUAUAUUGAGAACAACUCUUCAGCUUUUAAACAAGUGUGUGAAAAAUUGUUGCAGAAUUAUAAGGAUGGGAAAAUCCCUGACGUUCUAAACUCUCCUCAGUUCCUCAAGCCAAGGCGCCUAAAUAUAGGUGAAAAUGGACCUUGUUUAGGUUGGAGACGCUACGUGCUACUAGUGAAGGCUUCAAAUUCCCCUGAUUCUCGAAAAAACUUAAGCAGCCAUAUUCAAUCACUCGAGACAUUUUGUUCAGGAAAUGGAAUAAAAAUAUUUCUCAUGGAUGUGACAUCAUCAUCAUCGUCAUCAUCAUCAUCAUCUCCCUCUCCACCUACAUCAUCACCAUUGUUCACUGCAAGCUUCCCAUCAAGCUCACGUCUCUUUGGUUCUGAUACUGGGCCCGGGCCCCACUUAGAGCCGAUUCGAUACCUACAUGACAAGUUACAGAAUUCACCACAGGUUGGAGUUGUUCACUUGGCUCUUCAAAAUGAUUCAAAUGGCUCCAUUUUAAGUUGGAAAAAUGAUGUAUUUGUGGUUGCUGAACCGGGUGAGCUGGCAGAGAAGUUUCUGGAAAAAGUGAAAUAUAGUUUUCAGUCGAUGUUGAAAGGGGGGCGUAGGCGUUACAUGUCAGACAUUUCAAACAUCUCUUGCGUUGCUGAUUUGGUUGCCUGUAGGCCCUACUUCCAGAUCGGGGUUGUUGUCCAUCAAUACAUAGGCCGCCAAACUCAGGUUAAUGAAGAAGGUCAAGAAUUUGGAGCUUACAUGUUUCGUAGGACUGUUCCUUCUAUGCACUUGGCUCCACCAGAUGUUCGUUGGAUGAAUUAUAAUAUCACGGGCCUAUAUGGGCCAACGACGGCUCUAAUAAAGGCAUUUCUAGACUCGGGUGCGAAAGCCGUUAUUUGCCCUUCAAUACAGCCAGAAGAAACACAAACACACUUAACAUCAUUCCAUGGAUCUUUCAACUUAACUGAACUAGAGAGAGUUAAAUUUGAGAUCGGGGUGGAGGACCUAGAAGAUGAAGAUGUGAUGACAGUGGGGCCCAUGAGCCCAGGGAGUGAAUGGGAAGACAUGACCAUGGAGAGAGAGACACCCACUCCGGGUGUAGCAGGAGGUCGAGGGACGUUGAUCUGGGAUGAUGAUGAUGAGGAAGAUCUAUCCAAUUUCACGCAUCACUUGUAUGAUUCUAUAUAUCUUAGAGGGAGAGAGUUGAUGUUGCUUUACUAA